This is a messenger RNA of Aureobasidium pullulans EXF-150, 465 nucleotides long. RefSeq lists its product as uncharacterized. The transcript is spliced from 2 exons. The record is from RefSeq and is a predicted model, not a curated record. Gene Ontology annotation, molecular function: protein phosphatase 1 binding; protein serine/threonine phosphatase inhibitor activity. NCBI's taxonomy places the organism in Eukaryota, Fungi, Ascomycota, Dothideomycetes, Dothideales, Saccotheciaceae. The coding region runs from base 1 to 465 and encodes 154 amino acids. Gene Ontology annotation, cellular component: nucleus.
AUGUCGUCCCACCAAUCCAACCUGUCGUCGCAAACCCGCGGCAGCUUGACCCUCACCGCCUCGCAAGCGGGGCCUACCACUCUCCGUCUCAGGGCCGAGGCCGAGGCCGAACCUUCAGAGCGCCGUCGCAUUCAAUGGGCUGAGGAUGUGAUUGAUAAUGAAGGCAUGGGCAAGAAGAGCUCAAAAGUAUGCUGCAUCUACCACAAGCCACGUGAGGCUGGUGAAUCUUCUGACGAAGAAUCCUCGUCGUCUUCCUCGGACUCGGACAGCGAACCCGACACCAGCAGAGCUCAACCUGCCAACCGCCGUCGCAACCAGCACCAUCACCCUGAGGGCGACUGCGAUCACGACCACGCAGACCCUUCACACUCGCACACUUCUGGCAAAGGCAAGCAAAAGGCGCGAAAGCCCAGCCCGAAUGCCUAUGAGAGAAUUCCCAAGAAAAAGACCCCCAAGAAGGAAUGA